UUUGAACAAUUUGAAGUGAGCGGCAUAUUCGAACAGGCUGCAUCACUUACGGUUUUCUACUAAUUUCUCUCAAAUAACCGACGUAAAGUGUAGAAAAGGACAUUUCUUCUUGUUUACGCUUCAUGUUGAUGUUAUGUUAUUCUGAGCUAUGAAGUGAUGUGUUGUUGUCACUCAGACAUGUCUUCAAUCAAAAGAAAUCUUCCAUGAGAAUUUAUUGUUUCUGCCGUUUGCUUCAUAUAACGAUCACAACCAGUUUCAUACCUUAAAAAGUUUCCAAUUCUCUCAGAGAUAUUCGUAAUUUUAGCUUGUAUUUUCAUUCUUUCAGUUGUGAUCUAGAUCCAUUUUUAAUUACAAAACGUGGAGUCAUCUAAAUCCAUCUGUUAGUUUGGAGCCAUUUACGAAAAAUUCUGUAACUUGUGGUUAUUUAGAAAAAAAUGUCUCCGGAGAAUAUGGAUAAUAUUUGCACUCAAGAUAAACUUGUUUCGAAACAAAAAGUUAGUAAAGCAGCUCGUCGUCGUGAAAAACGAGCUGCUCUUCAACAUGCUCAACAGACAGCUGCUUUAAUGAAUAUACAAACAGAUAGAUCUAAUAGUCUUCGAUCUGUUGAAAUGAAAAAGUUAGAAAAAGAACUUUCAGCCCGUCACCUAUGUUUAUUUGAAUAUACUUGUGGUUAUUUACAUCACCAUGAGGCUUGCUAAUUUAUUUAUGGUGAAUUAUAGAACUAAGAUAUAUUCCUGCUAUACAGCUUCAAGACAUGAGAAGCACCUAAGGAAACACAACCAGAAUUCGGUCGGUUUUUAGUCGAUCUUGAUGAUAUAAUCUGUCAAGGCUUAAGUAUUUAAAGUGCCUUCUGAAAUUAGCCAAACUCUGUUUUGGAAACACAUGAAUGAAAUCUUCGUUAUAUGUGAUAAAGGUUUUGUUGUUGUUCAGUUAUUAAAUAAAUUCAAUAACGUACAGAAUAAUAUCGCACUAACAUAAGCGGAAGAAAGUAAUAACCGAAUACUCUUCUCGGACAUGCUCUUGAAUUGAUGGGUGGAUGAAACAAAAGGCGGUUAGUUUAUAAGUAGCCAACCCGACCUGGUCGAUGUUUAAAUUUCCAGUUUCUGUCUAUUGCAACAUAAGCGAGGUUUGAUAAAGCGCCUUUUUUGACAGGACUCAAACAAUAUAAACCACGUAUAAUUGUUUGAAGAAGAUACAAAACUGCUGACCAAUACACAUACCAAACGGUUACCCACUAAAUUUCAUAAAUAGGUGCAAAAUUCUGUUAACACCAAAACCCCUUUAAUUCUGCUGCAAAGAAAAAUGCUUAUACUUCUCUACCACUUAAAGGUGGAUCUAGCAAGGUGAUUUACAGACUGACUAAAAGCAGCCAUUGAAAAACAUUACGCUGCUAAAUUGGUUGUGAUUGAAGUGACUAAGCCCGUGAUUUUAAAUGGACCUAGACGCUGCACGAACGAUCACGUCACAUCCCAUUGCACUUACUAAUUUACAUUUUUGUGUGGACACAUAUAUAGGGGAGAGUAAUCGAAUAUUGCGAUCAAAGGUUAUGGAAAUUGUGCCUAGAUGGCUUCAAAAUCAGUUCAUGUCAAAUGUUCCGGUAAACGUGGUAAGUAGAAAACAAUGUUCAUCGUUAGGAUUCACAUUAAUACGGCUUUUGUAUAGAAAUUGUCAAGGAUGAAUUCUCAGGUUUAUAGAAGUCUUAUCUUUUCGCAAAUUCAAACCCAUCUUAUGUGCCUUUAGUUUUAUUGUUCCAUAAUUGUUAGUUCAUAUUCGGUUUGAUAAAUCCUCAUUACAUUUUGAAUGUUCACUACCUCAAUUUUCAAAUGAAGACGGACACAUUGAAGAUUUCAGUAUUAGUAAAUAUAACGUAUUUUUCUAAACGAUGAUCAUAGAUAGAAGUCAUAAAAUAAGUAUAGUUUGUAGUAACCUAUGUGCAUGGUGACCUAUUGAUUAAAGCAUUUGACUUUCUCAGGUCCCAAACCUUCUUCAACAGGUUUGUAUCAUUAGCUCAGACAAAAUGUCUUACUUAAAACCGGGUAAACAGAUGUUAGUGCAAUGUAAACACCCCAAUAUUUACUGGUCAACUCCUGUAAUUUGUUUAGAGAGACGUACGCGCUUCAUUAAUAUCUAAAUAAGACAGGAACAGUCGUUAUAACUUCUACCAAUGAUUCUUUUACUGUUCUUUCUUUAUAUUAUUUAUUGUGAGGUUCCUUCAGAUGGAGAUUGCCUUUAUCAGUCAAUUGGGCAUCAAUUAAAAAUUCGGAAUUAUCCAUUACACACAUUAAUAGGAAAGAUUGAAAUGUCUAAUCCAGAAAUUCUUAAUGAUAUUACUACCGAUCUGACAAUGAAACAAGUAGUGAAAAUUUUGCGUCAUCUUGCAUCGUAUCACAUUCGCAAAAAUAUGGAUGAUUUCCUACCAUUUUUGUUCAACCCAGAUUCUGGAGAACCAAUGAGUAUAGCUAAUUUUGAACAAUAUUGUGACAAUAUAGAAAAAACAUCAACGUGGGGUGGACAAAUUGAAAUCCGUGCCUUAUCUACAAUGCUUCAACUUCCUAUUGAAAUAUUACAAGCUGAAGGAGUCCCAUUAAUUAUUGGAGAAGAGUUUUCUGAAGAGCCACCAAUCACUAUUGUAUACCACCGUUACGCGUUCGCGCUCGGUGAACACUACAAUUCCUGUUUAAAGAAGCACGAAUUUCAAUGACGAUUCUUAAGAGAAGAAUGAUAAAGGACUUCCAUGUAAAUAAUAAUUACUUAACCAUUGCGUAUAUUAUAACUGUGCUAAUAUUAUUAUUUGAUCAAAAUUAGCAUUCGCUUUUCAAAGAAAAAGAGACUCUAAAAUGUAAUAUAGUUCCUUUGGGGUUCAAAAUUUAUUUUAUUCAGUAAUAACUCUACUGGAAUAAAAUACAACACUGCGGAUUUCACUAUAUUUUGUAAAUGUUCUAAUUUUCGUUGAAAUUUGAGGAGCAUUUCAUUUGUUUUGUAUAUUUCUUGUAAACAAUUUUAUUAUUUUAUAUAUUUGUGCUGCGAC
Schistosoma bovis is the source of this 3028-nucleotide messenger RNA. NCBI's taxonomy places the organism in Eukaryota, Metazoa, Platyhelminthes, Trematoda, Strigeidida, Schistosomatidae. The record is from the annotation of a GenBank genome assembly.